AUGUUCCAUACAUUUGAGGGUUUCGAGAACCCGACGGCAGCAACUCCUGCCCGCAACCGGGCUCCCAGUGAAAGACGGGAAUCCAUCAGUCGCCGAGUGACAACCUUGCGUGCUUGUACAUCUUGUCGUCAUCGAAAGAUCAAGUGCGAUGGCGAAAAGCCCUGUGAGGCAUGUCGGUGGUAUAAAAAGUCGGAUCAGUGCCACUAUUCAGAUCCGCGACCAUCGCGGAGGCACGUAGAGAAACUCUCUACAACCUUGGAAGAGUAUCGAAGUAUCUUGGGGAAGUUGUUCCCAAACUUCGCUCCGGAGUCUUUAGUUAAUCUGCCGCGGGAGAAACUCCUUGAGCUCACAACUGCGUUGGGAUCAUCUCACCUCCACGGGCUGUCACAUCAUGCCGAAUCACCAGCUACAUCGGCUUCGCUGGAAGCAAAUGUUUCACCUCUGUCGAAUGAUGACGACAAUCUCGAGGCUCUCCAGACCAUGCCAGAGGAACUGCCGGAUAGCCGUAGUGCCAGCUCCACGGAUCUAGUAGAAGGCGUCUCGGAUGAUGUUAAUGCGUUGUCCUUAUCUGCACGGCAGCCUUCAUCUUACUUGGGUGUGUCUUCCAUCCAAGCGGUGAUCAAAGUCAUCGUCUGGCUAGAUCCAGGCUGCGCCUCGUACUUCUCUCGAACACCCCCGAGUGAACGGGAGAACCCAACAGCCUGGUCGCAUCGCGCACCUAUCACACCCCCGCAACCCUUGAUUCCACCUUCGGAGAUGCAAAUGCUCGAUGGAUAUUUCCUUUAUUUCCAAGCCUUCGCUCCCAUGAUCGAUGAGCGGUCCUUCCGUGAGGCUUAUUGUACCGGCCGCCGGAGAGAUGACCAUUGGCUUGCGUUGCUCAACAUUGUCCUUGCCCUAGGCUGCAUCGCAGCCACUGGGCCCGACGAUACAACGCAUCAGACAUAUUUUCUGCGGUGCAAGAGUCACCUGAGUCUGACCUCCUUGGGUAGCUCCCAUAUUGAGACUAUCCAGGCCCUAGGCUUACUGGGCGGCUGGUACUGCCACUAUAUCAGCCAGCCGAAUCUGGCAUACUCCGUCAUGGGCGCUGCCUUGCGUAUGGCGGCUGCCUUGGGGCUGCACAAAGAGUUUGCCGAGACUCGCCAACUGCCAACCCCCGCAAAAUUAGCCUCGAUCGAUCUUAAACGCCGUGUCUGGUGGUCUUUGUGCUGUAUGGAUACCUGGGCUUGCAUGACCCUGGGGCGGCCCAGCAUGGGUCGGAUCGGCUCCACCAUUACAGUCAAACCACCUCUCUGUCGGGACAAGGAAAAUGUCCUCGAAAUCCUCCCCCUGGUAGAAAACAUCCGCUUCGCGAAGAUCGCAACACAAGUGCAAGAAUCCCUCGCCGCGGCGCCGUUAGUCAAGCACCAAGAAAUGGCGCACGCAGAUGCGCAGCUCCUGGAAUGGUGGGAGAACCUCCCCUCCGUCCUGAAAGACCACGAGCCUUGCUCAGAGUCAAUAAAUACCGUCCGCACGGUUAUGCGCUGGCGCUACUACAAUCAACGACUGCUUCUGUACCGACCAACCCUACUCAACUACGCCAUGCGCCGUGUGCCUUAUAUUGCAUUGCGAUCGGAGGAGCGCACAGCGAUUGAAAAAUGUCGCGAGGUCGCCGAGGAAUCUAUUCAGAAUAUUGCUGCCACGGCUCAGCUUAACCAGCUGUGUGGUUGGAAUGCUGUCUGGUGGACUUUCCAGGCUUCCAUGGUGCCGAUGGUAGGACUGUUCCUCAACGAUCCAACAGUGGAUGACCGGCGCGCUUCUAUAGAGUCCUGCCAGGCGCAGGUAGAGACCGCCAUGAUGACUUUAGCCCGUAUGCAAUCUUUUGGUCAUACGGCCAAGCGGUCGCUGGAUGCCAUCUCACGAAUGUACGAGGCUAGCAAGCGGGGACAGGAUCUCACCAACCCUGGCUCCUCGGCUCCUGUUGGUGGCUCUUAUCCCGCUGGCCGGGAUGAUCGGGAUGUACCGCUCACAUUCCCGGAGCCCGGUCGUGAUACUAUGGCUAUGAGCGAGAAUGGGUUCCUUGACCCGCUCGCCACUCCAUUCACCGAUGAUUCAGGCGGCCAGUAUCUCUGGGAGUAUCUCAGCUGGAGUGACAACAAUCUGUGGCCGGGGACUGUCAAUGACAUUGAUGGGCGUAACGAUACAAUGACUUUGUUGACCCCCGAUGAAAAGAGCCAGAAAUACGAACAACCAGUGUAUUUCGAUCCCAUGGCCGAUCCGGGGUACUUUGUAAACGGCGGACCUUACUACUGA
Messenger RNA from Penicillium paradoxum, 2289 nucleotides. RefSeq lists its product as uncharacterized. Lineage: Eukaryota; Fungi; Ascomycota; Eurotiomycetes; Eurotiales; Aspergillaceae. Gene Ontology annotation, molecular function: zinc ion binding; DNA-binding transcription factor activity, RNA polymerase II-specific; RNA polymerase II cis-regulatory region sequence-specific DNA binding. The record is from RefSeq and is a predicted model, not a curated record. The coding region runs from base 1 to 2289 and encodes 762 amino acids. Gene Ontology annotation, cellular component: nucleus. The transcript has 3 exons. Gene Ontology annotation, biological process: positive regulation of transcription from RNA polymerase II promoter by galactose; DNA-templated transcription.